This is a messenger RNA of Dromaius novaehollandiae (emu), 7283 nucleotides long. RefSeq names its product guanosine monophosphate reductase (gene GMPR). The coding region runs from base 406 to 1440 and encodes 344 amino acids. NCBI's taxonomy places the organism in Eukaryota, Metazoa, Chordata, Aves, Casuariiformes, Dromaiidae. Gene Ontology annotation, molecular function: GMP reductase activity. The record is from RefSeq and is a predicted model, not a curated record. Gene Ontology annotation, biological process: nucleotide metabolic process. Gene Ontology annotation, cellular component: GMP reductase complex. The transcript has 9 exons.
CUCAGUCACAUGGCGGCGCCAUUUCCUCUGCCCUUCCUUUGCCCUUAAGGCCGCUGUGUGGCGGCGGUGCUCACACCUCGUUCCGCACAGGGGCAGCGGCGGUGCCGUGGGCUGUGUCCGCGCCCCCUCCUCUCCUCCCUGUCCAGCACGGAGCGCUUAGGCGGGCGGAGGGACGCGGGUGGCGAGGGCGGCCGGCUGCUCGGCUAAAAACAGCCCACUCCUAAUAAAGCGAUGGGGCGCCGCGCUCCCCGCGCCCUAUAAAAACGCUCCGUGGCAAGCCGCCAGGCUUUGGCCGCCGCGGCUCUGCAGGCGGCGCCCGGCGCGGCGGAGGCAGCGCAGCGCAGGGGGGUCGCCGCCGCCGCCACCAUCAGCGCCCGGGCCCCCCCCCCCCGCUGCCCCAGCAAGAUGCCCCGAGUAGACGCAGACCUCAAACUGGACUUUAAAGAUGUCCUGCUCAGACCCAAAAGAAGCAGCCUCAAAAGCAGAUCAGAGGUUGACCUCACACGCACCUUCACUUUCCGCAACUCCAAGCAGACAUACACAGGAAUUCCCAUUAUAGUGGCGAACAUGGACACUGUGGGAACAUUUGAAAUGGCUGUGGUUAUGGCUAAACAUGCAAUGUUCACUGCAAUUCACAAGCAUUAUUCUCUGGAAGAAUGGAAACUGUUUGCUGCCAAUCACCCAGAAUGCCUUGAGCAUGUAGCUGCAAGCUCAGGCAGUGGAAAAGCUGAUCUGGACAAGCUAACAAGUAUUCUAGAGGCCAUUCCACCUAUCAGAUACAUCUGCCUGGAUGUGGCAAAUGGCUAUUCAGAGCACUUUGUGGAGUUUGUGAAGUCUGUCCGUGCCCUGUUCCCUAAUCAUACCAUUAUGGCAGGCAAUGUGGUGACAGGAGAGAUGGUAGAAGAACUUAUUCUUUCUGGAGCAGAUAUUAUUAAAGUGGGUAUUGGACCAGGUUCUGUGUGCACCACUCGUGUUAAGACAGGGGUGGGCUAUCCACAGCUGAGUGCUGUUAUUGAGUGUGCGGACUCAGCACAUGGCUUGAAAGGACAUAUCAUCUCUGAUGGAGGAUGCAGCUGCCCAGGAGAUGUCGCCAAAGCAUUUGGAGCUGGUGCUGAUUUCGUCAUGCUUGGAGGAAUGUUUGCAGGCCACGACCAGUGCGCUGGAGAGAUUAUGGAAAAAAAUGGCAAGAAGGUGAAACUCUUCUAUGGCAUGAGCUCUGAUACAGCCAUGAAGAAGUAUGCAGGAGGGGUUGCUGACUACAGGGCUUCGGAGGGCAGGACUGUGGAGGUACCGUACAGAGGGGACGUGGAACUUACCAUCCUCGACAUCCUCGGGGGGCUGCGCUCCACCUGCACCUAUGUGGGAGCUGCAAAACUCAAGGAACUGAGCAGGAGAACGACAUUUAUCCGGGUUACCCAGCAGCACAGCCAGGUCUUUUAGCUGGGACUAAGGCGGGAGGGAGGAGCAGGAGGGGGCUGCUGUUUUGUUUUGCUUUCUCCCCUGCGUUGUGUUAGUGGCAAACUCCCCUCUUUCUCUCCCACUGAAGCAUGGCAUGUUCAUAGCCGUGAUGGCUGGGAUUUGACAGGGGAAGGUGAUGCUGUUAACACAGUGCCAAUAGUUCAAAAUGCAAUAGCCUCAUCUUUUAUUGUUGUGCCUAUUUUAUUUUUUUAGUCAACAUUUCUUCACUUGUUUUUUUCCCCUCUGAUGAAUAGCUGCUGAAGCCUCAGUAAGAAAUUGGCUUAUACAGACAUGGCUGCUUGCACCUACACAUAUACAGUUUGACCCAUCAGCUACCACUGGUCCCAGUAGCGUGCACUCCAGAAACUGCAGGCUGGCAGAGAAAAAGAUGCAAAGAAUUGAGUGAAGGAAUCAAAAAAAAAAAUCAAAGCCACUUUCUUUCACCUUUGCUGUGGCAAAAGGAUGGAUGUUUGUGGCAGGGCUGUGGCAGGGCUGCCAGCCUGCAGCAUGUCAGAGAGGUUGGAGGGCUGAAUGAGGCUACUGGGUACUUUUUACUGUGAUGAUAAAAAAUGCCUGAUCCCUGUCACUCUCAGUUCACAGGCCUUGUAAAGCCAUUUUUACUUAGAUCUCCAUAUUCAAUGGACUCGCCUAUUCAGAGAGGUUGGCACUGCAUUGUAGCGAAUCCAUGCUGCCCCUGCCCCCAUCUGUGGAGAUCAUUCAGGAGAGGCUGUUUCAGAGCCUACCUGCUUUACGGUGCAUGCAGUUAUUGAAUUAUCUGGGUUCCUGCUUUUACGUGCUUUGUGUGAACUGGUUUUUAAGACAUAAAAAUUCUGCCACAGCAAACCCACCAAAGGGAGGUUUCUCUGCAGCCCUCCCUUGCAAGUUCCCUUGCAAGUUGUCUGCCUAUUCGUACCCAUUUAGCAAAGAUAUAAAAAUGCCAUACUAUGCAUUGUCUGUGGCCAGGUGAAUGAGGCCAAAGGGAUCAAAUCCACUUCUUAGUUAGUUGGUACUACUCUUCUGCAGUCAUUGACAUCAUGGAGAACAAAAAAGAGCUUUCAGCAGAAUAGCUAGAGGCCUGAUUGCAAGACACUGCUAGGCUGAGAUUGAGUUAAAACAUUUGCUCUAAAGGCAGUAAUGAAUGUUUAAGACUCUGGUAACACUUUAAUAAAGUGUAAUGGCCCACUAAUUAAUUGAUAAAUCACAAUGAAAUUUCUUUGGAAAUACACGUUGCAUCCACAUGAAUACCACAGUAGCUCAUUAUGAUAAAUGAUGUAGUGAACACCAAUGAAUUAAUAAUGCUUGGCCACUUACUCUGAAGUGCUACUGAGAUCACAGUACAGCUGCUCUUACUUCAGUAACGUCAGAGUCUUACUUUCCCCUCCUGUAGGUACCUGUGGAAAGAUGUAGGCUUCCUUUGAGCAAGCAAAGCAGUGAUCUGUAGGAAGAGAAAUGACAAAGAGAACCACUAGAAUUAAGUUUGUAUGCUGAACUGCUCAAAAAGACCCGCACGAGGAUUGGUACAAUUGACCAUGCUAAGGAGCAAAUCCAGGCCACACGCUGAUCCCAGCUGAUUUUUAAACAUGCUGUGCACAUUAGAAAAAGCACAGAAGAUCUUUUGAAUGGCCCACUGGUUUAGAUGUCUACCAUUAAACAUUUAGGACAUAAAUCUCUAUUGGAGUCUGACCUUUUCCUCUGCUUUGAAGGUGAAUAAGGCCCUUCAAAGUAGUGUAGUUAUGCUUUUGCUGAUGAUGUGGUCCAUUUGUCCUGCCCAGAUAUCAUAAGGAUACUGAACGUAGAACAGAAGCAGACUCUGUCAAUAAAGAAUCCGAUCUCUGUCCCCUCCAGCCUGAAAGCAUAACAUUAAAAAGAUGCCUAGCUUCUUUACUACAAACGCUACUAUGGGCGAAAUUUUCCUCUUAGCUGCACCAAACCCAGAUUACAGUCAGUGUUACUACUGUGCAUCAAUAUGGCUAUUGGAAGAGAUCCUAGUUCCUUUAUUUAUGUAAUGUGAAGGGUAGAAGAGAAAUGAACACCUCCGCGAAGAGCAGGGUUAGACUAUCAUGUUGCAGGCCUGACCACAGGUGUGUCUCCACACUCGUGCCUUCAUACGUGAGAAGUACAGCUGUCGCUGGUCUCACAACUACCGUCGCUAUCGCUUUUCUACUUUUUUUAGCUACAUUUCUGAAAGAAAUUUUAAAAAUACAAAUACAUAUAAAUAUAUAUAUAUAUUUGUAAACAUUUUUUUAAAAGAGCAUGUGCAUAUUGAGCCGAGCAGCUCCGUGACAUCUCUUUGGAACAGUUUCUUUUCCAAAGGGCAGAUACUGGGGAUGAGGGGGGCUGCCUCCCCACAGGUGUGGCAAGCGAGGAGUCUCCUCCCCUGGGCAGGCUGCACACAUACCACAGCUAGCCUGGCCUGGGGCCUUCCUGCACUCACGUUCCCUUCAUUUUUGCACAUACUUAUGCCUGAACUGGAGCCCACCAGUGACUAAUAGGAAAAGAUGGGGAUAGGCUAAUCUUAAGAAGUCUCCUGGGUCCUCCAGGCUGUGAAUUACACUGACACUAAGACUAGUUAUUGAUAAAGCUUUGGCUUAGGGCAUUUCAUUUUCUAAAUAGCAGCUCUUAAUAUCAUCUUGGUAAAUAGGAGGUUUUCUUUGUAUUUUCUUUCCUCCCUCUCCCUCCAAAGUGAGCAGGAGGGAGAAAUCAGCUGCAGAGAUGCUGAACUGAUGGCAAGAUUGUAUCUCAUCCAAAGUUAUAGGUGGGCUUUGUGCAGGGGGACCCGUCAACCAAGUCAGUGCUCACUAUUUGCACCCUACAUGUCCAGCUCUCAGACAAGCUGGAAAGUUAAAAUAAGAUUAGCCUGCGCCCUUAUAUAACAGCCAGUCCUAUACCAUAGCAGGUGCCCUCACCUGCUUGUAGCCCCAGGUCCUGUGCCCUCCUCAAGUCAGCUGCGGUCUCAAGGAACUAGGGCAGAGAGGGAGCUGAGGGCACGCUAUGCUGCUAUGCCUGGCAGGAUGGUCCAAGCAGUGACCAGAACCACUGACCAACUCCAUGUGCCAUUUGUGGAUCUACCUCACCUGCACAUUUUACCAGUUCUCUGUUACCUGGUGUCCGUCUGCAGGAAGUAGCAUUUGUAAGUAAGUGCUUCAUAUUGGGUGAAUCUGUAUAACCUGGUCUUAUUUACACCUCCAACACCAUCUGCAUCCUGGCUCCCCUCUACGAGGAACACUGUGAGAUAAGCAGUGCUGUAAGCGGAGUUCAUGGCCACUUUCCCCAGCCAGACAGUUGUUAAGUUGAGCGCCUGUGAUGUUGGGGUUUGGCGCACUGGCGCCACAGAGAUUUAAUUUAACAUACCGAAAACCUACAACUAGGGAUGCCGAAUGAGCAAUGUAACAUCAUUAAAACAAUCCCUACUGAACACAUCCAUCUUCUUGAAACAAGAACACCUAAAAAAACCCCACCCUCUCCCAGGCACAUUCUAGAGUCACUUUGCUGCAACACACUUUUUGCAGAGUGGGCCGACUUGGCUACUUACCCAUGCACUCUGGGUUACCUGAGCUGCCCUUGGGGAGCAGGGUCUUGGCACAGCUGCAGCCUGAGCAAUGGCAUGGCUGGUUGUGCAGAACACACAUGUAGACCCCUGCAAGUGCGAGGCCAGCCUGAGUGGCAGGGGUGUUGAGCCAGCAUCCUGCCAGCUGUAAGUCUUCUUUUUCUGAAAGAGAAAGUGCAUGCACUCAGCAGGCACUCGCCUUUCCCUCUCCGCCCUCCCCCCUGCCCCGAGCACAGCCUGCUCACUGCCAACGGCCGCAGGGGGUUUUGGCUCUGCUCUUCUGUGCAUUUUUCUUACCUUACGGCACAAGGAUGUAGGAUGUGGGCUACCCUGUAUAUAUAAAGAGUUGUAAGGGCUAGUGCAACUUCUGGAGCAACUUUUACUAUACAAAGUGUGCCUGUGCCUUCCUUUCAGCUAGUCAAGGUUGGGGAAAGGAGGCGCUGGGAGUGAGCAAGAAACAGAGCAGCAAUUAGCCAAGCCCCUCCAUGGUGGGAUGGGGCUAGUGCUUCUCAGCCAUGGACACUUUGAGAGUUUGAAGCUUUCUCUAAAUCCAGCACUCCCUAGUUCAUACAUCUUUAACCCCACUGUACUGAACAGAGUUACUACUACAGCUUUUCACUACUGGUAUGUCCACCCUCAUCCCCCCCGCCCCCUCCCCCCCCCCCCCCAGCCACCCAGGGUAUGUUGCUUUUUAGUUGUUACCAUCGGUUUUAUACCAAAAGUCCUUUGCUGGAGACUAGGAAUUUUGCAACCAGCUCCAGAAAAAGCAAGCCAGGUUUGGCCUUGCUUGAGUGGAAGAGAAAAAAGAAAUGCCAGUGCCCAAGAAUAGCAGUUUGUGUUGUGCACCACCCUGCAAGCCCGCGGGCAGGAGCAGGCAGCGGCCUUCCUUGCAGCUCUCUAGGGGCAGAUGGGCUGAAUGGUUUUGGGGUGGGAUGCUGAACACAGCUCUGCUCCCCUAAACACAGCACUGGUCAUCAUCCCCCCUCCAGCCCUCAUUUCACUUGUGGGCAUUCAGAUGUUUACGUGAGCCCUCCCCAGCAUUUAUUUGACACACUGUUUACUGGAUGAAGUUUCCAUGCAUAAAUAAGCCAGAAUCCAAAACGCCUUGGUGUUGCCUGUGAUAAUUGUGAAGCGCUUCUGUGAAAUCAGUCAAAAAGAGUUAAUGAACGUUAGAUGUUUUCCUGCCCCUCUGUACACUGCUGAGAUGGUGAUUAUGAAUAUCGGCUUCCCUCAUCUGUAGCAAAUCUGUGUAUGCAAUGCCUCCAGUGCAAAUGGCACAAUUGUUUAAAGUGUUCAAAAGUUGUAAUGGGAAAGAAAUGCAAUAAAUUGCUUCACUUCACACAAAAUGAUGGUCUGGAAAGGGUUUCAUGCCAUGCAUGGGUACAUGCACGUUUCUGCAUAGUUGUGAAUGAAAGCAAACACUAUAAAAUGUGUCGCUAAGGGGGGGAUUAAAUUGGACAAAUUACUUGUCAUAGGAGAGCUAUCUCACAUUUAGUGUUAAUGCAUAAAGACAAAGCACACGUUUGCAAUUGGCACUGUUAUUUUAUUAGUACGAGUAUACUGAAACAAUAAACUUGUACUGGUAUACAGACAAUUUCUUUAAAACAAUUUUGUUCAAAUUUUGAAUCAAACAUUGUUUUAUUAUAAUAAUGAAAUAAUUUCUACCUAGAAAACCUGCAAGCACCAUCAAAGAAAGGGACCAUAAAAUUCAAUAAACAGACGCGAGUGUAUCCUACAAAUAGACACACCACCAUUAGAAAAUAGAAUAUGAAUUCUUCCAUUUUUUUUAAUAUUUGUUUUAAAAAAGCUAGUGCAAGUACAAUAUUUUACACUGGAAUUACAGAGAGUAUGCACGCAUAUGGAAAAAAGUUCUCCUGUCACAAUAAAAGCUCUUAACUAUGUCUGUAUGCACUUAAAAUUUUCUCCUCUUUUCAAUAAGGUGCAAAACGUUAUUCCCUCCCUAUUUCUCCUUUGUACUGGCCAUGUCAGCUCAAUUUCUCCCCAACACAAAGCUGCAGUAUCCCUUUUACUGGGCCUACACUAGGAACUACACUGGAAGUGUGAUUUGCAACAACCCUCAUUCAUUAGUAAUACCGAACAAUAAAAAAAGACCUUAAAAACUACUGCUGUAGAAUGACUAAACCUACCUCGCCAAGGCCUUUCUUCAAGUGCCUUUACGAGAAAGCCAGUUCAAGCCUGCUGGCUGUCAGGAAUGGUGACAUAGCUAGUACAAAAUGAUUUUCAGUAGCUCACCUGAACUGAAAAAGGUUGGGAAAUU